AUGCAGUCGAAGAGGUUAACCACUGAGCCUCCAUGUAUAACAGAAGAAGUGUUUGAAGAAUGCUUAGCCACAGAUGGUAUGCUUGUGGAAUACUUUAAUGAAUUUUUGAGUCUUCCGACAUUUGCCCAGCCAGUUAGGUUUAACUCUGACUUUGGGGUUUUUGAAGUUGUUAAUGAUGCCCCACAAUGUGUUGAAAGCCAGCAGAAAAAAAGUCUACAUGAGCAGAAAACUCCAAAGCCCAUUUAUGAUGCUCUAAGGAAAGUGAAGAAUGAUGGGCAGCUCUCCAAAAUGCGCAGUGCUUCUCCAGCCUUCAAUAUUGAUGCAAAUUACAACACUAUGUGCCUUGAUCGAGAACAAGCAAUUCAGUGGAUUAAGAAAGAAAGGCUUCCAGCAUUUCUGGAAAGUGACUGUUACUUUGAAUACAGGCUAGCUAAAUUGAUAUCACAGGUAGAAUGGAGCAAGACUGGCAUUACUUUCAUUAUUGAUAAUGACUACUGUCCCUGGAUAAGGAAGCAAGAUCCAAGUCCUCCCCCUCCUGAGGAGGAUGACACUUCGAUGACUAUGAGAAAGUUCUAUAUAUCGCUUGGAGAGGCUACAGUUUCUCAGCCAAAGGAUUGUUUUACAUUAACAAAAGGAAGUGAAUUAAUGAAAACUACAGAUUCAUUCUCACAUCCUGUAGCUUCUAGUCAAAUUCAGUGUUUGCCUGGACAGCGUGAAAGAGAUAAUUCAUUAAGUGAAAAAGAUGGUCUUCUGGACGCAGGUUCCCUGUCUAAGGAAGGACACCAAUGGAGUUUCCUUCGCCCUUCAAGGAAAGCAAAAGCCAUCAUUUUAAGGAAGACAUCCAGAGAGGCUGAGGAGGGUUCUUCUGUGGCCACUGCUGAACUGCCUGCUCAUACUCAGUUAAGAGUUUAUGUAGAGCCAAAAUGGGACAGUGCAGCAAAAGAAAAAAAUGAACAGGAAAGUGUAACUAUUCAGACACCAGGAGAAUUCAUACCAGAUUAUACCCAACUUGUAAUGAAGGAACCUGCUUCAGAACCGGCUCACCAGCCAACUGCUGAUAUUCACAGUAAUGUGGAUUUCCACAAACAGCCCGAACUAUUUAUACAUGAGCCAUCAAAUAAUGAAUUUCCCCAUGGCACUGCAGAGUCACUCCUUUCCCAAAGUUCUCCAUUUUCUGUCUUGAACUCCCACAGAGAUGUAAGAGAACAAGACACUGACGAAGUAAGCUUAAAAUCAAGUUCUGAAAGUGGUGGGUCAGACAGUAGAGCCUGCUGUAUUAGUCACAGGACUUCUGAUACUGGCAACAGACAUGAGUUUGAGAGAUUCAAGAAGUUCAUUAAAGGAACACUUGGGGAGAGAUACUGGUGGCUCUGGAUGGAUAUUGAAAGACUAAAGGUGCUCAAAAACGCUACAAGGCAGCAAAGGCAACUCAAUAAGAUGAAGAAACUGUAUCUUUUGAGCAGUGGAGACUACUUCCUCAGUUCGGAAGUGUUACUCAGACUUAACUUGCUGCAUGGAGAUCAGUGGAAUGUAAGGCAUUUAAGACGGAUUCAGCCUGAAGUAGUGAAACCUCUGCUUCUUUACUGGGGUCCCAGAUUUUGUGUCACUCAUUCAACAGCAAUACAAACUGCCAGUGCAAAACUGAAGAUGUGGCACACAUGCCAACAGAGACCAAGGGUGGACAUUGAUCCUUUUCCACAUAUAGUAUCAUUGCUACCAUUGACACUUAAGUCUUGCAUGCCCAAGAUACCAGCUUCCCUUUCUCAGAAAAGUAGAACAAGCUCACCAACAACUUUAUUAAAACCACCUACACCAAAUUUCUCUUUGAAGAAAUCAUCAAGAUUAUCAUCUACCCUACCAUCAAGACAGAGGCCCCAAAGGGAUGACAUUUCUACUAGUAGAAAGUGGCCAAAGUCAGCUAACAGCGACAUGAUUCAUUACUCAGCUUUGGAUGACACCAAUGACUCAAAAUACCAGGGUCAUAGAAAGUACACCUAUGCUGAGCUGCUCCAAGGGAAAAGCGCUGCUGGCAGUGCUGUCUUAAGGGGAUCAAGAAUGGAAAGCAUGCUGCAGUCUCUUUAUUUGGACAACAGAGCAGGCUACUACUUCACACGGUUCUGUGAGAAGUCAGGGAAUAAGCUGUGGAAGAACAGCGCGUACUUUUGGUUUGACCUACAAGCUUAUCAUCAGCUUUUCUACCAAGAAACUCUUCAUCCUUUCAAAAUCUGCAAGCAAGCUCAAUUCCUUUAUGCAACUUACAUUGCCCCAUCUGCCAGUAUGGACAUUGGACUUCAUCAGGGGAAGCGAAACAUGAUUUAUCAGAAAAUUGACCCAGCUUUUGAAGAUCUUUUUGACCCAGCAGAAGAAUAUAUCCUCACUGUUCUGAUAGAACCAUGGAUGAAGAUGAUGGAAGAAGACAAAUAUACUUACGGAAAGGUGGAGUUGGUGGAGGAAACUCAACAGCUGGACUCCGUGUACUUUAGAAAGCUCCAGGCUUUGCAUCAGGAGUGUGGUUCCAAGAAGGAUGAGAGUAUUGCUGCUGACACUGGUCUGCCAUCUUGCCCUGAUGCUCUCAAAGAAGACGAGCACUUGAGUCAAGUUUCCAAAGAAUUGACAGGUCCUAAUCUAUCUGACCUCAUCCAAGACAAAGAGAAGUUAGAACACUUCUGGGCUUUUCUUAAUGAGCAUUCUGCUGGCAUGGAUCUCAUGUGCUGGCUAGAUAUUGAACAGUUCAGAGAGAUGCUCCACAAGGAUAAAGAAAAUAGGAUGGAAAAAUCUAAAGACAUUAAAAACAAGUACUUCAACAAACAAUACUUCUUCGGACCCAACAGCCCAGCUACCAGAGAACAGCAAGAACAGAUAAUUCAUUCAGGUGGAGGAUGGGGACAAAUCCUUCAGGAUCAACUUUCGGCAACAGUUCUGCUAGAAAUUCAGCAAUGCGUCCAGAAGAGAUUAGAAGAACAAUGGCUGCCAUUGUUCCUGGCAGAUGAACACCAUUGUGUGGAGGGACAAGCAAAGAUAAAGAACAUAACUGAAGAUCUUUCACAACAAAAACAGAAGACAACUAGGUUGUGGAAGCUUGCGAACAAUAAGUGUGUUUCUUCAUCUAGUGCAGUAAUUGCUUUCCGCAAAGCACUGUUGAAUCCAGUAACAGCCAAUGAAUUUCAACGUUUUGUGUCACUGCAAGGAGAUCUACUAGUGAAUGGAUUGCUCUUUUGGCAAGAAGUCCAGAAGUAUAAGGACUUGUGCCAUUCUCACUGUGAUGAUGCCACAAUCCAGAAAAAGAUCACCACUAUUAUUGACUGCUUUAUUAAUUCUGCCAUACCUCCAGCUUUGCAGAUUGACAUUCCAAUGGAACAAGCAAAGAAGAUUUUGGAGCACAGGAGAGAGCUAGGACCUUACAUUUUUAGAGAGGCACAGAUGAGUAUUUUUGCUCUUCUGUUUAAAUUUUGGCCAAAAUUUUGUAAGCUUCAAAGCAGUUUGGGUAGUGACAAAAUUCUACUUGCCUUGGAGAGAAAAAAGGGAAAAAAGAUGCAAAAGAAGGAAGAUGGAACAGCAGAGCAGGAUAAAGAAGGGGGGACAAAACCCAUCAGUUUGCUAAGCAGUACUUUCACAGAUGAGACUGGUGUGGAGACAGGACGAGCACCAUUUUCAGUUGGACAUGAGUCACAGGCUUCCUGGUCCUAUUCUAAGUACAUAGAAGCCUUGGAGCAGGAGAGAGUACUUCUUAAAAUGGAAGAAGAUCUGGAGAAAGCUUCAUCAUCUUUUCCCAUCAUUUCAAUUUUCUUUUCAUAUGCAAAUACCUCAUCUAUGUCCUUCCCCAAGCCUGGAAACUCUGAAAAAUCCACUAUUUCUCUAAAGAUUAGUGUGAUGUUGGAGAAACACUCAAAUCUUCCCAAGAAGCAGAAAAUAAGCCCUCCAAAUAUGGAGGACUUCAGAGUGAGAACAAUACAAACCAUACUCCAGAAAAGAAAGUGGGUGUCACAUGAAAAUGUCUCAGCUGUGGAACCUGCACCACUGAUUGAGGUCGACAAAGCCAUGGCAAAAGAGUGUUUGAUUAAUUAUUAUUAA
This is a messenger RNA of Melopsittacus undulatus (budgerigar), 4071 nucleotides long. It is a transcript of the gene RGS22, whose product is annotated as regulator of G protein signaling 22. The coding region runs from base 1 to 4071 and encodes 1356 amino acids. The transcript has 28 exons. Gene Ontology annotation, molecular function: G-protein alpha-subunit binding. Gene Ontology annotation, cellular component: nucleus; cytoplasm. The record is from RefSeq and is a predicted model, not a curated record. Gene Ontology annotation, biological process: regulation of signal transduction. NCBI's taxonomy places the organism in Eukaryota, Metazoa, Chordata, Aves, Psittaciformes, Psittaculidae.